CUCUCGCCUCCCGGGCCGCGCGGCCGGAGCUGGCACGAAGGAGCGGCGGCAGCGGCGGCGGCUUCGGGCAUCGCGGCUUGGGGACGCCGGCGCUCCGCUGGACACGGCGUCCCCGAGAGCGUCCUCCGCGCGCGGACCUGCCUCCCGCGGUCCCGGGCGGCCCGGGGACGUCCGGCGUUCCCCGAGGGCAAGCGUGUCCGCGCGGGGUGGGGACCAGCGCGGGGCUGCAGCCUGUUGGAGCUCGGGGAGCGCGGGGUCCGGGGCUCUAGGGCUCCGGGGACCCUGCGCGGAGCCGCACGGCCAGGCCUCCUGCGCACCGCAGUUCUCUCCAACUCCCCGCCUCCGCCGCAUCGGGGCCCAGCGCCGCCGGAGGACCCUGUCCGGAUCUGCGAAGAAAGGAAUGUCAUGAAAAAGGAACAGAAAAGAGCCGUCAUUGUUGGUGAAAGGGGAGUUUUCUUUCCCCACUGGUGGUUACUUCAUGAUUGGAAGAGAUGUACCUAGGUGGCUGAAGAGAUUAGAUUUUUCUAGCUGUACAGAUGAAGCUGAUAAAAGAAGACAUGAAAAUGCUUCCUCUGGGUCAUAAUAGGCUGAUAAGUAAGAAGGCCUGAAAAAGACAGAUUUGAAAUGAGGGCAGGAAUUUUGAGAUUUUUAAAACCAGGUAGGACUUUGGACACUUAUUGAGGAUGUUUUUCUCCCAAAAACGAAGAAGAAAAAAUUUUCAAAGCCAGAAGUGUAAAAAGUUGAGAAGAAAAACAACCGAAUCCACCCCAAGGAUUUCAGACUUUGUCGCUUUCUUUGGGUAGACACACACACAAGGACAUCACCCACGUUUGGUGAUUUUAUUUCCGGCGAUGGUUUCCUAUGCUAGGAAUGACUUCAUUUGGAGUUUGGAGUGCUUUUUUCUUCCUUUUUCUUUUUCUUUUUCUUUUUAAACAGUGUGUGUUUUGACACUUCAUGUUAAAUUUAUGCAAAGGAAGUAAAUCCUAAAGUCAUAGUAUGUUUGAGUCUGUAUAUCACUGUUUGCUCUGUGAUAUGGAAAAACUAGAGGAUUUAACAUUCCUUGAAAUUUUAUUGGAAGUGAAACUGUGUUAGAGACGCAGAUAUACAGUGUAAGUUUUCUCUUUUUGGCAAUCGUAUUUGCUUUGAAGGAGCAACUAUCAUCUGGAUUUCACAGCAUAAGCGAUUUAUAGUCUUUGUUUUAUCAAGGCCUUAAAUGGGUGUUUUAUACUGAGCAGAUGGGAACCACAUUGAGCACUCUGUUUGACAUGAUUGCCUAAGGAAAGGAACUCCCUGAUGGAUCAUGGCGUUAAUGUUUACAGGACAUUUCUUAUUUUUAGCAUUAGUGAUGUUUGCUUUCUCAACUUUUGAGGAAUCUGUAAGCAAUUACUCUGACUGGGCAGUUUUUGCAGAUGAUAUAGAUCAGUUUAAGACACAGAAAGUGCAAGAUUUCAGAUCCAACCAAAAGCUGAAAAAAAGUAUGCUUCAUCCAAGUUUAUAUUUUGAUGCAGGAGAAAUCCAAACAAUGAGACAAAAGUCUCGCACAAGCCAUUUGCAUCUUUUUAGAGCUAUUAGAAGUGCAGUGACAGUCAUGCUGUCCAACCCAACAUACUACCUACCUCCACCCAAGCAUGCUGAUUUUGCUGCCAAGUGGAAUGAAAUUUAUGGUAACAAUCUGCCUCCUUUAGCACUGUACUGUUUGUUAUGCCCAGAAGACAAGGUUGCCUUUGAAUUUGUCUUGGAAUAUAUGGACAGGAUGGUUGGCUACAAAGACUGGCUAGUUGAGAAUGCACCAGGGGAUGAGGUCCCAGUUGGCCAUUCCUUAACAGGCUUUGCCACUGCCUUUGACUUUUUAUAUAACUUACUAGAUGAUCAUCGAAGACAAAAAUACCUGGAGAAAAUAUGGGUGAUUACCGAGGAAAUGUAUGAAUAUUCCAAGGUCCGCUCAUGGGGCAAACAACUUCUUCAUAACCACCAAGCUACUAACAUGAUAGCACUGCUCACCGGGGCCUUGGUGACUGGGGUAGAAAGAGAACCUAAAGUAAAUUUAUGGAAACAAGUUGUAGUAGAUGUGAUGGAAAAGACCAUGUUUCUGUUGAAUCAUAUUGUUGAUGGUUCUUUGGAUGAAGGUGUGGCAUAUGGGAGCUACACAGCUAAAUCAGUCACACAGUAUGUCUUUCUGGCCCAGCGCCAUUUUAACAUCAACAACUUGGAUAAUAACUGGUUAAAAAUGCACUUUUGGUUCUAUUAUGCCACCCUUUUACCGGGCUUCCAAAGAACUGUGGGUAUAGCAGAUUCCAAUUAUAAUUGGUUUUAUGGUCCAGAGAGCCAGUUGGUUUUCUUGGAUAAGUUCAUCUUAAAGAAUGGAGCUGGAAAUUGGUUAGCUCAGCAAAUUAGAAGGCACCGACCUAAAGAUGGACCAAUGGUCCCCUCCACUGCCCAGAGGUGGAGUACUCUUCACACUGAAUAUAUCUGGUAUGAUCCCCAGCUCACCCCACAGCCUCCUGCUGAAUAUGGUACUGCAAAGAUGCACACAUUCCCUAACUGGGGUGUUGUUACUUAUGGGGCUGGGUUGCCAAAUACCCAGACCAAUACCUUUGUGUCUUUUAAAUCUGGGAAACUAGGAGGUCGAGCUGUGUAUGACAUAGUUCACUUUCAGCCAUACUCCUGGAUUGAUGGGUGGAGAAGCUUUAACCCAGGACAUGAGCAUCCAGAUCAGAACUCAUUUACUUUUGCUCCCAAUGGGCAAGUAUUUGUUUCCGAAGCUCUCUAUGGACCUAAGUUGAGCCACCUUAACAACGUAUUGGUGUUUGCGCCAUCACCCACGAGCCAGUGUAAUAAGCCCUGGGAAGGUCAACUGGGAGAAUGUGCACAGUGGCUCAAGUGGACCAGUGAGGAGGUUGGUGACGCAGCAGGGGAAAUCAUUACUGCCUCUCAACACGGGGAAAUGAUAUUUGUGAGCGGGGAGGCAGUGUCUGCUUACUCUUCAGCAAUGAAGCUAAAAAGUGUGUAUCGCGCUUUGCUUCUCCUAAAUUCUCAAACUUUGCUAGUUGUCGAUCACAUUGAGAAGCAAGAUGAUUCCCCAAUAAAAUCUGUCAGUGCCUUCUUUCAUAAUCUGGAUAUUGAUUUUAAGUACAUCCCAUAUAGGUUUAUGAACAAGUAUAAUGGUGCCAUGAUGGACGUGUGGGAUGCACACUACAAAAUGUUUUGGUUUGAUUACCAUGGCAAUAGCCCCGUUGCUAGUAUACAGGAAGCAGAGCAAGCUGCUGAAUUUAAGAAACGGUGGACCCAGUUUGUUAACGUUACGUUUCAGAUGGAAUCCACAAUCACAAGAAUUGCAUAUGUCUUUCAUGGGCCAUAUGUCAAUGUUUCCAGCUGCAGAUUUACUGAUAAUUCCAACUCUGGACUUCAGAUUUCUCUCAACGUCAACAAUACUGAACAUGUUGUCUCCAUUGUAACUGACUACUACAACCUGAACACAAGAUUCAGUUACCUGGGAUUUGGUGGCUUUGCCAAUGUGGCUGAUCAGGGCCAAAUCACCCGAUUUGGUUUGGGCUCUCAAGCAAUAGUAAGGCCCGUAAGACAGGAUAAAGUUAUUUUCCCCUUUGGAUUUAAAUUUAAUAUAGCAAUUGGGUUGAUUUUGUGCAUUAGCUUGUUGAUUUUAACAUUUCAGUGGCGGUUUUACCUUUCUUUUAGAAAGCUAAUGCGAUGGAUCCUAAUACUUGUUGUUGUCUUGUGGUUUAUCGAGCUCCUGGAUGUGUGGAGCACUUGCACUCAGCCCAUCUGUGCAAAAUGGGCAAGGACGGAGAUGGAGGCCAGCACUAAGUCUGUGUCUUCCCAAGGGCACCACGUUGAUCGUCCCGAUGUUGUCAUUACCUCACUUCCUGGUUCAGGAGCUGAAAUUCUCAAACAACUAUUUUUCAACAGUAGUGAUUUUCUCUACAUCAGGGUUCCCACAGCCUACAUUGAUAUCCCUGAGACGGAAUUUGAAAUUGACUCCUUUGUAGACGCCUGUGAAUGGAAGGCAUCAGAUAUCCACAGUGUGCAUUUCCGUCUACUCCGAGGCUGGCUGCAGUCUUUAGUCCAAGAUACAAAACUGCAUUUGCAAAACAUUCAUCUGCAUGAAUCCAGUAGGGGUAAACUGGCCCAAUAUUUUAUAGUGAAUAAGGACAAGAAAAGAAAAUCGAAGAGGAGAGAGUCUUUGUCAGAACAAAGAAGUAGAAUGAAAGGCGCCUUUGAUAGAGAUGCUGAAUACAUUAGGGCUUUGAGGAGACACCUGGUUUACUUCCCGAGCGCACGGCCUGUGCUCAGUCUAAGCAGUGGGAGCUGGACCUUAAAGCUUCAUUUUUUUCAGGAAGUUUUGGGAUCUUCGCUGAGGGCAUUGUAUGUAGUAAGGGACCCUCGGGCGUGGAUUUAUUCAAUGCUGUACAGUAGCAAACCAAGUCUUUACUCUCUGAAGAAUAUACCAGAGCGCUUAGCUAAACUGUUUAAAGUAGAGGGAGGUAAAGGCAGAUGUAGCUUAAAUUCGGGCUAUGCUCUGGAGUAUGAAUCAUUAAGGAAAGAAUUAUCAAAACCCAAGUCCAACGCAGUCUCCUUGUUGUCUCAUUUGUGGUUGGCACACACAGCAGCAGCCCUGAGAAUAAAUGCAGAUUUGCUACCUACCAGCUACCAGCUGAUCAAGUUUGAAGAUAUUGUGCAUUUCCCCCAGAAAACCACUGAAAGGAUUUUUGCCUUCCUUGGCAUCCCUUUGUCUCCUGCUAGUUUAAACCAAAUAUUGUUUGCCACUUCCACGAACCUUUUCAAUCUUCCCUAUGAAGGGGAAAUAUCACCAAGUAAUACUAAUGUUUGGAAACAAAACUUGCCUAGAGAUAAAAUUAAACAGAUUGAAAACAUCUGCUGGACACUGAUGGACCGUCUAGGAUACCCAAAGUUUAUGGACUGAGUGCUGCAGCAAUGUCAAGGUGAAUUUUCCUGUCCCUGUACUCACCCCCUCCUGCCCCAAGGGAAAGUUUACUGAAAGAGAAGACCUAUUUGCAGAUGCUCCUGUGAGGAAUAUUCUAUGUGGAGAGGCAUUGAACAUACAUGAUAUGUUCAUGCUUGGGGACCCCUGCCUUGUCAUCUCAAUACCUAAGGUGACUGACCCUCCCCAAACACCCAGGUCCUACACUCUUAGGAUGUUACCUAGGAAAAAAUUUGACCAGAUUCUACACUUACUCUUAUCAUCUUAAAAAUAAAGCAGCAAUGAUCACUAUUGUGACGCUUCCAAAAGAAACAAAAUGUCCUCUGUAAAUUCGAUCUCUUCAUUAAAUUCCCCAAACUUCAGUCCAGUUGAGAUAAAAGCCUUUAUUAAAAUAAGAGCAUUUAAGUCUUGAAACUUGGAAAGAAUGUGUUUUGCUGGCACAAGUAACAUAAGUAAGUAUAGUGAUAAUCUGUUUUUCCAAAGUGGAAUAAUGUUAAUUACUCAUUUUGGAUGGAAUGUGCUCUACCCAGAGUUGAAUUUACUGUAAUAAAAAUUCCAGGAAGGAUAGGAAAUGGGAGAAUCUGUUCAGGAGAAAAAAAGAUAAAUCUAUGAAUGCGGUUUAAUUUCUAUAAACCUGGAGAGGCACAAGUUUUAAGCAGAUGACACAAGGAUGCAUACAUAUUAGGCCUAGACCCCAUAUAUUGGACAUUUGAUUGACAUUUUUAUUUAGACAGGAAGAAGUAGUAAAUGCCUGGCAAGAAUGGGAUGGUUAUGUCAAAUUCCUAGGCAUGGAAGAGGACUGGCCCCAUCACCCGCAGUGAAUAUAUUCAAACAAGAACUACUCCACACACACGUAUGUUUUGUUUCUUCUGUGGAUGUGCUACCCUCUUUUGGCCACUUGUAAUUUAUGUCAUUUGUCAGUAGAGUUUGGGGUGCAUCAUCAUAGAUCCCAGACAGUCCUGAUAUAUAAAGAAUAUCACAUUCAAUUUUCUAUGAGUAAAUAUUAACAAUGAUUUAAAAAAUUGCUAUGUUUGAUCAUAAACUAGUACAUUGGGACUACAUGUAUAACAAGACUCCUCUCUUACUAAAUAAAAAGCUAUAAGCAAGUUGGCCAUGGUUGGGAUAAUUUGUGAUAGCCCUCUUCUUUAGGUCUUGGGUAACUGUUAGGAUUCUGUAUGGAGCUGAGAAGGCAGACAAUGGGAAAUACAGUUGAAUAUUGACAUAUAGUCCUACACUUUCAGCCACUAAACUUGCAACAUUCAGUGGUGGGCAAGCCUUGCUUCUACUCUUCUAAUUUAAUUCCAAGUUCUUUCUCUGACUUGCACCGUCUUCUGCAUUCAUCUUCCCAACUUACUAAAUGGCAAGAACAUCCCUAUACUAUGUAUUUGCGCUCUCUAUCUGUCCCUCCUGCCACUGGUAAGAUCUUCUAGUAUUAUCUCUCUAGAAAGAGGUUCUUGCAGGUUGCUUGAGACAUUCUAAGUCAGUGGUGCAUGAGGUUGGCACAGGGAAGACUUUUUUUUUAAAGGGAUGUAGCAUCUAUCAUGAAUUAAUCUCAAUGUGUGCUACAAAUUGAACCAUAAGUUUUCAUGUAUCUCAUUACAAUCCUCACAAGAACUCUCUAUGAUACUUAUUUACAGAUAAAUUUGAAAUCCAUAUUAUCUCUAUGGGGAAUAUGCUUUGUGAAAUAAUGUUGAGUGAAUUUACAAUUAAUUCAUUGUUUACCAUACUUUUUUUUAGCUAUGUCCAGGUAUUGAUUAGCAUGAGGGAAGAACACAAAAAUUGGUUGACUAUGACCCUACUCUGUAGGGAAUUGGCAAUCUCUAGAGACUUCAGAAUUUAUCAAGGGGAAGAGAGGCAGGCAGGUAGAGAUGACCACUGGAUGAAAGGCAUCAGAAAGUCUUAUCUGUCCUGUAGUUGACACGGUUUAUUUGUUUCUGAAACUGCGGUUAUGAGGGAAGAGUAGUUUAAAGAGGGAGUUUUUGGUAAAUUUGGAUAGAGAUCACCACCUAUUCUUAUUUAGGUUUUGACUCUAUAGUUGGCAAUGACACCUGCCAUUGAUUUCCAAAGAGACAUGCAAAUAGAACAGAAGCACUGGCACUUGCCCUCUUCCUAUUGCCUCUCACUCAACUUCCCCAGCACAUUUACUACAAAGAAAUUCGGCCCGUCACUGAAUGCCAAUGCCCUGAAGAGCACAUGGUCUGCGGAGUUCAUGCUGGUUAUUGCUGGUAAUGACAGGAAGAAUAACUCAGUGUAUUUCAUCUUAUUCACUUUAAUGCCAUACAUACCAAAGGAUUAUCUCAAAAAUUAAUCUAUGUACAAUAAUGUUUUCCUGGUAAUUCACAUGUCAUUCACACAUAUAAUUUGGGUUGGACUAAAAGUACCUUAUCCUCUGCUUGGUGCUUUGUACAUUUGGAUGCUUUCUGUCUUCCAUGGCUGUAGGUGAGGACCCAGGAGCAAAUCCCAGAGCCUCCAGCCAGAAACUCAGCCUCCCAAUGAAAAGUACACCUCUGCAUUGGGACCAAAUGCCACAGACCUGUGAGAGUGGGGCUCAUACUCUUUAUAGACAGGGGUUCCUUUGCUAUGGUUGGGUUUUUUUUGGCUAUUGCUGUCCACACCCUGCUAUGGUUCACUGUAUGUGAAUUAGAAAACACUAUUGUGUUGAUCCUGGAGUAUGCCAGCUCUGCUGCACCUGUAUAUCAGACCGUAGGCAUUAUGGAUAUGCAAAAUAGGUUCCUCUGUGAUAUUGAUCAGUUUCUGUGGCCAGAGGUGGGACUUAGCAUCAGAAUUCAUAUACUCACACAUUCUAUAAUCUGGUGCCAGGCAUCAAAGAUCUGAAAGAUAUUAAAAUGAACACAAGUAGACAUGUCAUCUACUCUGAGAAAAUGCACAAUUAAUUCUGACUUUCCAUGAUCACAUUUUCCUGUUUCCACCAACUACCCAAGAGGUGAAUGUUUAUCCUGCAUGUUCUGUUUACCAUUCCCUGGAUUGUCUUUAUAGCUCCACCAUACACGUCUCUCCUUAUCAACGUAUUGUAGAGUUUUUCAUGUUUUGCAACUUUUUGUAAACAGUAACAUAUUGCAUAUAUUAUUGUGCAACUUGCUUUGCUUUGCCCAAAAUUUUGUCUAAUGCAUCUUGAUUUUGUAGGUGGCCGCUUAUUUUCAACUUGGUAGUGUUCCAUUAUAUGUUCUAGAUAUAAGAAUGUUCUGUCUUUUGUUUGUACCCAGAACCUUCCCACCCACUCCCACCCCAGCCUCCUCCCUAGUAUAUGUAUCCAGGGCUGAAAGCUCACCCUUGGCUAUUCUAGACAAUGCCAAGGUAUUAUUUCUCAGAUUGUCUGUACCAAUUGACACUCCAGCCAUCAUAGGAAAGUUUCUGUUGUUCCCAAUGUUCUCUUGUACUUGACAGUUUCAGAGUUUUUAAUACUUUCCUGUCUGGGUAUCACAUUUUUGUUUUCAUUUGCACUUUCUGACUAUUAAUGACAUAUAGCCUAUAUGCACCUGAGCAUGAGCACAUGCACAUGUAUAGUCAUGUUUUCCAUCUGUAGUUUGUAAAAUGAAGUCCAUGUUCUUGUCUUUUAUCCAUUUUUCGAGUUCAUUUUUUCUUAUUAAUGCAUUGAAGUUUGUCAUAUAUUAAUAAUAGACUUUUUGUUAUAUGUGCUAUGAAUAACUUCUUUGCUUCUAUUUUCAUGAUCUUUGUACUAUGAUUUGUGUAAUCUAUUUCGCUACACAGGUGUCUUUGAUUUGAAUGUAAGCAAAUAUGUCAGUGUUUUCUUUUAUUAUUUAUAGUUUUUUGUCUUAUUAAAGAAUCUUUUCCAGAGUCUUGGCACUAUAAAUACCCUCCUCUAUUUUCCUCUAAACCUUUUAAUACUUUUAUUGGAUGUCUAUUGCUGUAUAACAAAAUUACCACAAACUUAAUGGCUUAAAACAACACAAUGAUUAUGUCAGAGUUCCUGUGGGUAGGAAUCCAUGUGUUCAGUCUUUCACAAGGCUGCCAUCAGGCUGCUGGCUGGCACUGGAAACUCAUCUGACACUCACCUGGAGAAGCAUCUGCUUCCCAGCUCCUUGGUUAUUGGCAAGAUCCAGUUCCUCGUGGGUUCUUGGACUAAAAGCCUUAGUUCUUUUCUAGCUUUUGGCUGAAGACCACCCUUAGUCAUGACCACAUGUGCUUCUCCGUAUGACAGUUUACUUCAUGAAAGCCAGGAUGGGAGCGAAUCAGUAAAGGAACUACUAACUACUAUAACAAUGUAGCUCAAUUGGAAGUGACACCCAAUCAGCGUUGGUUAGAAGCAAGUCACAGGUCCUCACACCGAAGGGAUUAUAUAAGAUCAUGAAUACCAGGUGUAACAAUGGGGGGUCAUUUUAGAGCUUAUCUGCCAUAGAUUUUUGUCUUUUAAUAUUUCAGGAUUUAAUCUGCUUUAUGUAAAUUGUUGUGUUGAUUCUGAAUUUUUUUUCCUUAUGAAUAAACCUGUUAUCCUAGACUGAAAAGAUUGAAACCCCUUUCUUUCCCACUACCUUUCAAUGCUAUCACUACAACAUACCAGGUUGUCUAUUUUGUAUGAGUCUAUUUCUGAGCUCUCUACUUUAUUCCACUAGCAAAUUUGAUAAAGCCACUGACAAUACCACACUGUCUUAAUUACUAUAGUCAUUUUGUUAGCCUUGAAAUAUGGCAAGGCAAGGCUUUUUAUUUUCUUUUUCCUCAUUUUGUCUUAGAUUUUCUUAAGCCUUUAUUCUUCCAUGUGCAUAGUUUGCACAGUUUCUCAAAGCUUACAAACAAGGUACAUGUUCAUUGUAAAUGCAUUAAAUCAACUUUGAGAGAAUUGACCUCUUUACAUUAAUUAAUCUCUGUUCAUGAGCAUGGUAUGUCUCUCCUAUAUAAUACUUAUUAAUCCUUUGAUAGAUGUCUCUGAGCACUUUAUAUUGUUAUUACAGUAGAUGACAUUUGUUAAUUAUAUGUUCAAUUAUAUAUAGAAAAAGAAUUGAUUUUUGUGUAUUUGUAUUAUAUCAGGGACCUUAUUAAUUUUUCUUACUAAUUUAAUAAUUGACUUGUAAAUUCUUUUGAAAUAAAUGGUUUUGCAAUGGUAAUUUAUGAGAAUUAUGGUAUUUCCUUCCUCUUACUCGUAACUUUUUAAUGUUCUUACUGCAUUUGUUAGGACCUCCUGUAAAAUUCUGAAAGGGUUUGGUGAUAGUGAGUGUUCUUGUACCGUUCCUAUGAGAAUGGAGAGCUUCCAGAUAUCACCACUGAGGGAUGGAUGCGGUGUGUAUUUCAUAGACUCACCUUAUCUGGAUGUGGUACUCCUUUCUAGUCCUGCUUUGGUAAAUGACUUCUUAUCAUCAAUGUAUAAUAGGAUUUAUUCAGUGCUUCUGAUGCAUUUAUUGUGAUAGUUGUAUGUUUAUUUGCCUAUAUCUGUUAGUGUGAAAAUAUCUGUAUUAUAUGAAAAAAAAUAUUUUAUUUUGAGAUUAAAUCAAACUUGGUUGGCUAUGAUAAAAUCAGCCUGAGAGUGAUUCAUUAUAUUUGUGUAUGUAGCUGGAUUGAGUUUGUUAAUAAUCAAUUGAAGAUGUUUACAUCAACCUUUGUCAUUUUCUCAUACUGUACUGAUCUAAUUUUGAAGUCAACACUUCUUUCACAUAAAAUAAGUUGAAGAUGUUCUAUUUUUCUAUUCUGUAGAAGUGUUUGUGUAAGAUUGGAGUGAUCUAAUACUAGAAUGUUUGUUACAACUCAUUUUUAAACCAGCUGACUGUUGUGUUUUCUAUGUGUGAACAUUUUGACUAUGUGUACAAUUUGAUGGUGAUAGGCUUAUUUUAUUUAGCUCGCCUAUUUAAUUUGAAGCCUAUUUUUGGCAAGUUAUGUUUUGAAAGAAUUUGUUCUUCUUUUUAAAUUUUCCACAUUUAUUGACCUAAAUUUGCUCAAAAGGCAUUCUGCUGCCCCUCUUAUUUCCCAUCUUCCCACCCCCUGGUUCAUCGCUGCUUUGUUCAGCUGUGUCCAUAGGGGUGUGAAAGAAAUGGGAAGCUGGAUUGGCCAGAUGGUUGUUGUUUGAUUGUGAGAUGACAGAAGAAAAGAGUGUGAGGGGAGUUGUUUGCAGGUACUCAGUACAGAAAGUAAAAGAGGCUCAUGAGAAACCCAGGAGACACUGUUGUAAAGGAUUUAGAUUCUAGUGGCGCCAAAGACUGUUGGAGUGGACAUCCUCCCUGGCAAGAAUAUGGGAAGGAAGCAAUGCUCAAAGAAUAUAACCCAUGGAUUUGAGAUCAUUGAAAUUAUUGCUAAUAAAUCUAGGGCAGCAACUCUAAAACUCUUUUGGGAACACUUUGUACUCUUAAAAAUUAUUGAGUGCUCACAAACCUUUUUGCUGUAUAUGCAUGAAGCCAAUAUUUAAUAUAUUCUACCUCAGAACUGAGGAUUUUUAAAUAUUCAUUUAUAGGUUUAUUUUUAAAAUGACACCAAUAAAGCCAUGAUAGCAUGAUAUGCCAUAGCAUUAUUAUCUGUUAAAAAUGACUGUAUUUUUCAAAAGCAAAACAGUUGUGAAAGAGUGUCACCAUAUUACAUUUUUACAAAUGAUCUUAAAAGUUUGGCUGUUAGACUACAC
This is a messenger RNA of Myotis myotis, 11537 nucleotides long. It is a transcript of the gene DSEL, whose product is annotated as dermatan sulfate epimerase like. NCBI's taxonomy places the organism in Eukaryota, Metazoa, Chordata, Mammalia, Chiroptera, Vespertilionidae. The transcript is spliced from 3 exons. The record is from RefSeq and is a predicted model, not a curated record. The coding region runs from base 1301 to 4939 and encodes 1212 amino acids. Gene Ontology annotation, molecular function: sulfotransferase activity; chondroitin-glucuronate 5-epimerase activity.